UGAGCUGACAAGUACCACAGAGCUCCACCCUCAGCCCUAUGCCAGGCUUCUUAAGGAAACACGAGUAGUCAUCUGUAGGUGUUGCGGUCGGGCUUUGAAUAUGUUGAUAUUUUCUUGGUUUUGUGCCAUUUUAAUUAUGUUGGCUAUUGCUGGUGUGGAUACAGUAGCAAAGAGCACACCAGUGACCAGAUUUACGAAGAAAUCUGAGGGAAAAGAGAUGCUGAAGUCCCUGCAGUCCUCCAGUGGCGCCCCUCAGGAAGAAGAGGAGCACUCUCUUCCAGAAAUGGAUUUGCUUGCUAAACCCACUGCGGACCCCUCUGCCCUUGAUGCUGCCUUUGACACCACCACUCUCUUUCCCUUUGAAAACUUCUCUCUUGACACAGCUGAUUUCUUUUGGAAUUGCUGCCACUGUUGUUCACCUAUUGCUGGGCAGAAAGGAGAACCUGGAAAGAUUGGAAAACCAGGUCCUAAAGGAGAGGUUGGGGAUAUUGGUAAUCCAGGGAAACCAGGAAUCACUGGACCCCAAGGCCCAAAAGGCCAAAAAGGAGAGAAGGGACUAAAGGGCGAACGUGGAGACCAAGGGACAAGUGGGCUUCCGGGAUAUCCAGGGAAGCCUGGAGAACAAGGUGGACUUGGUCUUAAGGGGGAUAAAGGAAGCAUUGGCCUAGGAGGCACGAAGGGACAAAAAGGAUCCAAGGGAGACCCAUGCUGGAAUGGCACGAAAGGAGACAAAGGAGAUUCAGGGGCUGCGGGCUCCCCAGGCUCAAACGGAGGGCUUGGAGUCAAGGGAGAGAAAGGGGAUCCUGGAGAGAAAGGUUACUACGGAGAUACUGGGGCGAAGGGAGGAAAAGGGCAAAAAGGUGAGGAGGGGAUGAAGGGAGAAAAAGGUAGUAGAGGAGACCCUGGGGUAGAAGGCAAAGGAGGACAAGAUGGGCUACAGGGACCCAGAGGCGAUUCUGGAAUUAAAGGAGAAAAAGGAGAGACAGGUCCUCCUGGGCUCAUGGGUCCUGCUGGGCCGAAGGGUGAGCUUGGGAGCAAAGGGGUCCGUGGACCCAUUGGCAAGAAGGGCUCUCGGGGCUUCAAGGGUUCUAAGGGUGAGGUGACCAGAGUACCACAAUCUGCAUUUAGUGCUCUUUUGUCCAAGCCUUUCCCUCCUCCCAACACCCCCAUCAAAUUUGACAAAGUUCUCUAUAAUGACCAAGGGGAUUAUAGCCCUGUUACGGGGAAAUUUAACUGCAGUAUUCCGGGGACAUAUGUUUUUUCCUACCAUGUCACUGUUCGGGGCCGACCUGCUAGGAUCAGUUUGGUGGCCUGCAACAAAAAGCAGAUCAAAUCCAGAGAGACUCUCUAUGGCCAGGAGAUAGACCAGGCCUCACUCCUCCUCGUCCUGAAAUUAAAGGCAGGUGACCAAGUGUGGCUGGAAGUGUCCAAAGACUGGAAUGGGGUGUAUGUCAGCCCAGAGGAUGACAGCAUGUUUACCGGGUUUCUUCUGCACGCAGAGGAAACUCUUGGAAUAUCACCAUAA
Messenger RNA from Jaculus jaculus (lesser Egyptian jerboa), 1525 nucleotides. RefSeq names its product otolin 1 (gene Otol1). Bases 101 to 1525 code for a protein of 474 amino acids. The transcript has 5 exons. Lineage: Eukaryota; Metazoa; Chordata; Mammalia; Rodentia; Dipodidae. The record is from RefSeq and is a predicted model, not a curated record. Gene Ontology annotation, molecular function: protein binding.